AGCCUCCUAACUGCACGCCAUGUUGCCUUCGCCUAAAAUGUUCAUCUUAAUAUCAGCUCUGGUGGGCGUGGCGACAGCCCUCGUCUCCAUCAACGAAGGGCCUGACGGGGAACUCAAUGAUAAUUCGCCCGUCUAUUUCCCCGUCCUGCCUGAGGACUUUAAGGAUUUCGGCAUCAAGUUAGGCAGCGGUGGAGCCCCUCCCCCAAUUCCACCGCCGAGGUCGUCCCUUCCCAAGAAGCUGGACAUGCCCUCCACGACCUCCAAGCCUACGACCACCACCGUACGCCUGCCCAUCAACGAACACGGGCAUCUCAACCACAUUGCUAGCGAGGCGGUGACGAAGCCCCCAGGCCCUUCCUACCUGACCGAUUCCUACUACUACACGGAGGACCACACGAGCGCCCCAGGAACCCACGACCAUUCCUCUGCCGAGAGAACCCAAACGGACAGGGAGAGCGAAUAUAGAGGACCGCAGGCGCUGCAGAGGUUGGCCCCCCUUGAGCCCCCCUCUUUCGGGGCCAAGAUGCCCUCGGCGCUGGCUCUCGACGCCCAGCCCCCUCCUCCCGCUCGCCCCGCCCCCCGUCACCGCCCCGCCCCCUCCACCACUCCCGCGCCCAUCCUUACCACCACGCCCGAGCCGGUGCUUUCCUCACCGCCGUCCACACGCCAUAAGAAUAUGAAGCUCAGACCAGCCUACACACCCAUCCCCACACCCGCUCCCUCCUACGGACGCGUGCCUGCCAGGGUGCCCGCGCGCCCCCUCUCGCGCCCUCACACCACGACGCCCUUCACGCCCGUGCGUGGCCCCGCCCGUAGACCCAAGUUCGAGUCAGCGAGAGUGAGCGGUAAAGUGCGCGCAAACCGCCCGUCGGUGACCGGGCGGCGCCCCUCGUCCUUGGCCUCGUACCGCACGCCCACGCCUACCACGGCGCCCACCACGACCACCCGUAGGUCUUAUGACAGCCGCGUGCCCUCGGGCAGCGCGCCGCGCCGCCAGUACGUGCGGACGCACUCGGCGGCGGGACCCGACGAGGCGCCCGUGUACCGCACCUCCACCAAGGCGUACCGCGCGCCCUCCUCGCUGUACCACGUACGCGCGCCCACUACCACCGUAACGGCGCCCGCGCAGCCGGACUUCAUACAAUCCGAUCCCAACAUCUACGUGCCGCACGAGUACGACGAGGAGGCCAUCCCCGGCGAGGCGGGCGUCGACUUCCCCAACUACGACGAGGUCCCUGACACGUCCUUCACCUGCAACGCCCAGGAGCAUCCGGGACUCUACGCCGAUACGGAAGCGCAGUGCCAGACGUUCCACAUCUGCCAGGAGGACGGGCGACAAGACUCGUUCUUGUGUCCCAACGGCACUAUCUUCAACCAACAGUACUUCGUGUGUGACUGGUGGUACAACUUCUCAUGCGAUCACGCCGCCAGGUUUUACUCACUUAAUGCCCUCAUCUACGAGCUGCCCGUGCCCGAGAAAUACUCCAGAAAAUAAUGCGACUUAUGCCCUCUCCGUUUAGGUUUUCCUCUUUUUUUAUAUUUUGCCUGUAAAUUA
Molecule: messenger RNA, 1555 nt
Organism: Penaeus monodon (black tiger shrimp)
Lineage: Eukaryota; Metazoa; Arthropoda; Malacostraca; Decapoda; Penaeidae
Product: pollen-specific leucine-rich repeat extensin-like protein 1
Exons: 8
Coding region: 20-1495 (491 amino acids)
Cellular component (GO): extracellular region
Molecular function (GO): chitin binding
Source: RefSeq, a predicted model, not a curated record